AUGGCUGCAGCAGCAGCAGCAGCGCGGCCAAGCAAAUCCUUUCCUGUUCGGCGUCUUCUAAUAAUCCCGGCCAUUCUGCUGCUCUGCUGUAGCUCGCUAGCAGCCGACACUCUGACCCAAGGCGGCCCAGCCCUCGAUUCCAACUCCACCCUCAACAGCCCCGGCGGCUUCACCUUAGGCUUCUCAGCGUUCAACUCGGACAACUCCAGCUGCCGCUACUUGGGAAUCUGGUGGAUUGACCAGUACCUCUACUGGGUAGCCAACCGCGACUUCCCUAUCUGCGACGACGACUCGGGACGCCUCGUCUUGGACCACAACGGAACCCUCAAGCUCACCAACUCCGCCGGCCCACCCCUCGUGCUCUACUCCUCCUCCAACAACGACAACAACAACAGAAACAGUAGCAAGAAAUUGACGGCGGCGGUCGAAGAAAACGGCAGCCUCUCCGUGCGGGACGGUUCCAGCAAUCUGCUAUGGCAGAGUUUCGAUUCCCCUACGGAUUCCUGGCUGCCCGGGAUGAAACUCGGGGUGGUCAAUGACAGCGGCGGCCUGCAGAACCGGAAGCUGACGUCACGGCUGAUCUAUUCCAUCCCGGCGAAAGGGUCCUUCACGCUGGAGUGGGAUCCCAAGAGGGAGGAGCUGGUGGUGAAGCGGCGAGGGGUCGAGUUCUGGGCCAGCGGCAAGCAAUUGGGGGCCGACAGAUUCCAGAAUAUGGACCUCAGGGGAUUCUCGGCACAGGGGAUAGAUUACAACGUGACACGUGUCUCCAGCCCUGCCGACGGCGAGGACUAUUUGACUUUAGGAGUUUCCAAAAACAGAAACAGCACCACCACGGGGUUUACCUUCAGCUACUUGCUGCUGGGCCACGACGGCGGGAUCGCGGACGAAACACUCGGCGUCGGCGGUUCGGCCCUGGACCCGGAUCUCUGCGACGGAAACAGCACGGAGAAUGGGUGCGUGUCUGCGUGA
This is a messenger RNA of Linum tenue, 969 nucleotides long. The record is from the annotation of a GenBank genome assembly. Lineage: Eukaryota; Viridiplantae; Streptophyta; Magnoliopsida; Malpighiales; Linaceae.